GGGAUGAUGGACGUUGAUAUCGGUACGCUACCAGUACACUCCAGAAAGACGCAGCACAAGUGAAGUGUUCUCAUUUUAUCACUACCUUCCUUCCUCGCUCGCUCGCUGCUCUUCGAAACCCUUAUCUCACGUGAGAUCUCACGGACCUCUCGCCAUCCAUGGUUCAUAUGUAAAAUUUCAGUUUCUAGAAGAAAACGCAAGCGCCGGCGACACGGUCAAUAUCCCUAAAACCUUCUUCACCGACAGAGAUGCUGAUAAAGGAAGAAGAAGGAGAGAAUGAAUGCCAUAGCGAUAUGAAUCCCCCAAAUCCCUCCUCCUCCUCUUCCACCGCCACCAACAGAGAUGCCUCCGAUGGCUUUGAAACUGCUAGCGAAGGCGAACUCAACGACGACGAAAUCCCUCAACAACUCCAUCUCCAAGACGAACAACAAGAAACUCCCUCUCCGAACGAUGACGACGUUGAAUCGAAGCAGAAAGCGUUUGAAGAAGCAAGUGAUGUGAAAAUUGAAGGAAAUAGACUUUUUGGCAGUGGGCAAUACCAGGAGGCACUAACACAGUAUGAGCUUGCUUUACACCUUGCACCUGAUAUGCCACUGUCUGUCGAAUUACGUUCCAUUUGUCAUUUAAACAGUGCAGUAUGCUUCUCGAAAUUGGAAAAGUACGAGGACGCAAUCAAGGAAUGCACAAAAGCGCUUGAACUCAAUCCUUCAUAUAUGAAAGCUCUGCUUAGAAGAGCAGAAACUCAUGAAAAGCUCGAGCAUUUUGAAGAGGCUAUUGUUGAUAUGAAAAGUGUCUUGGAACUGGAUCCUUCAAAUGACCAAGCCAAAAUGGCCAUUCGCCGUUUGGGGCCACUAGCUGAAGAAAAGAGAGAAAAGAUGAAAGAGGAGAUGAUAGGGAAGCUGAAAGAAAUGGGCAACUCGCUUUUGGGCCGUUUUGGAAUGAGCGUCGACAACUUUAAAGCAGUCAAAGAUCCAAACACUGGCUCAUAUUCUCUUUCAUUCCAACGCUAGCACAGUUGUGUCCAUAUCCUUUAACAAUGAGGGAGGAAUGGGUGUGUAGGCAGGAUUGUUAUUUACAAGUAAAUGCUGAGCUGAGAAAAUCAUUUGUGGCUAGUAGUGAUUGCUUUCGUGAAUUUUAAGCCCGUACGGUUUCUAUAUAUGGAUGAAAUCGGCACCAUUGCAGUUUGUUUAUGAUCUUCUUUACAUUUAUUACCAUGUAAAUGAGACUUGGAAUGAGAUUCGUUUCAAACAAUGUGGGUUCUGGGUUGAAAGUGAUUGAUAUAUAAAUCCUACAAUCGUAAUUGGGUUA
This is a messenger RNA of Pyrus x bretschneideri (Chinese white pear), 1308 nucleotides long. RefSeq names its product tetratricopeptide repeat protein 1. The transcript has 6 exons. Gene Ontology annotation, molecular function: protein binding. NCBI's taxonomy places the organism in Eukaryota, Viridiplantae, Streptophyta, Magnoliopsida, Rosales, Rosaceae. The record is from RefSeq and is a predicted model, not a curated record. The coding region runs from base 249 to 1010 and encodes 253 amino acids.